AACGUACGGUCGGUUAGUUGGAUGAAGGCGGUGCUAGCGGUGCCCAAGCAGCAGGGCCUCGCCUUUGUGGGUGUAGAAAGAGAAGAUGGCUCCCGUUCUGGAGAAACAGCUCCCGGGUGCAGCCGGACUGGGCGACAAUAACAAGGAAGACGAAGAAGGACAAACACUUUGGUCCUCAAUACUUAGUGAAGUUUCAACCAGGUCGAGUUCAAAGUUGCCAUCAGGAAAAAAUAUCCUGGUAUUUGGUGAGGAUGGGUCAGGAAAAACAACGCUUAUGGCCAAACUGCAAGGAUCUGAACACAACAAGAAGGGGAGAGGACUGGAAUAUCUUUACUUGAACGUCCAUGAUGAAGACCGAGACGACUUGACUCGCUGUAAUGUGUGGAUCUUGGAUGGAGACCUGUACCACAAAGGCCUACUAAAGUUUGCUGUCACACCUCAGUCGCUACCUGACUGCCUGGCUGUGCUCGUUGCGGACAUGUCGCGGCCCUGGACCAUUAUGGAGUCCAUGCAGAAGUGGGCCAGUGUGCUCCGUGACCAUGUGGACAAGCUAAAGGUUCCUCCAGAGGACAUGAGAGAGCUGGAGCAGAGGAUGGUGAAAGCCUUUCAAGAGUACGCAGAACCAGAGGACGCCACCCCAGCCUCCCCCCGACGGGCUCCGACAUCAGGGGAAGACGAAGCCGUUGUGUUACCACUCGGGGACAACACACUCACACACAACUUGGGCAUUCCAGUGUUAAUAGUUUGCACAAAGUGUGAUGCGAUCAGCGUAUUGGAGAAGGAGCACGACUUCAGAGACGAGCACUUUGAUUUCAUCCAAUCCUGCAUCAGACGAUUCAGCUUGCAGUAUGGCGCUGGGCUCAUCUACACUUCAGUCAAAGAGGAGAAGAACCUGGAUCUGCUUUACAAAUACAUAGUGCACAGGCUGUAUGACUUUCAGUUCGUCACGCCCGCCUUAGUGGUGGAGAAAGAUGCAGUGUUCAUACCGUCUGGAUGGGAUAAUGAGAAGAAAAUUGGGAUUUUGCACGAAAACCUCACGACGGUCAGACCCGAUGAUCCGUUUGAAGAUUUCAUCACAAAACCUCCAGUACGAAAGUUGGUUCAUGACAAAGAGAUAAAUGCAGAAGACGAGCAGGUAUUCCUGAUGAAGCAGCAGUCUUUGCUAGCAAAGCAGCCAGCAACACCAACCAGAGGAGCAACAGAAUCUCCUGGAAGGACGAUGUCAUCGUCCCCCAGGCCGGCGGGUCGUGCUGGCCAGCCAAGUGUAACCAGCUCACCAAUGGCCUCUGUCAAAAAACCUGACCCCAACAUGAAAGCAGGGGCUGCUAAUGAGGGAGUGCUGGCCAACUUCUUCAACAGUCUGUUGAGUAAAAAGACUGGAUCUCCAGGAAGCCCAGGAUCUGGAGCAGUCGGAGCUGGAGUGCAAGGAUCUGCCAAGAAAACAGGGCAGAAGCCGGGUUUGACUGACGUCCAGGCCGAGUUGGACCGGAUGACUCGCAAGCAAGACUCCGUGGUUUCAGCUAACAACGUACCGCCAACAGAGAACGAAGCGUGAAGGCAACAAAACGGCUGCGUCGUCCACUGCGUUAAUACUCUGGAAAAAAAAAUAAUAAUACAUGUACAUGUGAGCAUAAACAGAAAAGAAAAAAAAAAAUUGACCAAAUUCCCAACGCCUGUAUCAGUCAGCACACACUGUCGGUUUCACCAAACGAGCUUCCGAUGCGAUCAGAUGGUGAGAUGGGAUGAGCGAUAAACACAGACGGAUCUCUUAGUGAGAUGAGGAAGUGCCGUAAGGCUUGGCUUUAUUUUUCUGUCUUCUCUUCAACUGUAAAUGCUAUUUUGUGAGGGAUGUCAGUUUUUGGAAACGUGUGCAACUCUUCCCCUCCCCGGCAGCCGGUCCGAGGCGCUGGUGCUGCAGGCCUCCUCCGUCUCUGGGAUAAAACGCUGUCCUCACGGACUCUGAAGAGUGAAAACACACUCAGCCUCGUGGUCCCUGGUUCAGCUUAUCUCACAGAAGAAUCUUUGGUUGCAAUUGGAAAGAUAUUUAAACAUGAAAUGUUAGGAAAAGUAAUUGAAAUACUUGCAAACUUAUGUAAAAAAAAAAAAAAAGACGAAAAAAAAACUGUUGGAUAUGAUACUGAUGUAUUUAUACAAAGUUCCUCCUUUUUAUUUUAUUUUCUGCACCAUUUCUUGGUUCAAGGAAACAUUUAUCUGCAACAUGUUAAAAUGACAUCAAGACACUAAUAUGACGUGUCCACACAGCUGAUAGCAUAUCAUUUGCCCUCGCUCAUCUCGAAGGAUUCUGUAGAUAUAAAAGCGUCACAACAAUAUUCAGGUUAACUUAAUUUUGUACAAAACGCGUUUCUGUCCAAAUAGUGAAAUUAGCUUCUUUGACUAAAUGAGACUGGAUGGKMWUUCUUUUUUUUUUUUUUUUUUUUUURAAGGGCUUAGAGGUUGCAGCAGCGUUGCUUCUUUAGGUAAAGGUUUGUAUAUUUUGGGAAGGGUUGGGCAGCAUCUUUCCUACUAUAACUCCUAAGUGCCUCGCACAGUUAGCCGUUUGUGUCGUAGUAGAGGUGCUUGUCUACACUAGAGGAAAUGCACUGUAGCACCACUGGUUUUAGGGCCUUUGUUGUUUUGUCCCCCAAUUAAUUUAUUUUGUAUCAUGUUUUUUUUUUUUUUUUGUCAGCUUUUGGAUUUUUUAUAUUUUCAGAAAUAAGCUUUCUGUGGCCUCUUUUAAUAACAUUUUACAGAGUAAUUGCCUUCAAGUGCACUGGCUGCUUAUAUCAAGAAGGAAAGCGGUGAGAGUGACUUUGGCUGAAACCACUUCACUGCAGCCAACACACAUUCAGUUCUAUGCUGUGCUUUGAACAAAACAAAAGAUAUCUUACUCUUCAGUGUUAGACGGCACUUGUUCUCUCCUCUGGUUUCACAUUUUCUUCACGCUGUACUUUGCAUGUCGGUUAAAAAACAUUCCUGUUUUCUACGUGAAGUCUGUGGAGAAACAAACGCCUCCCUGUAGGAAACCUGUUGGUUCACUUGUUUUUUUUUUUGUUGCUUUGGUGCCCAUUUAAACGACAACCUUUUGCCUUCAAUGUGCGACCUAGUUCGCCACACUAGGCCCCCCUUGCCUUCACAGGAAACAUCCUAACUUUGCGUGUCCUUAAGGGGUUGCUUGAUUGUUUUCUGUCGUUACCGUUUUGAACUUUUACUUGCAGCAGGCAUACUGUACCAUGUCAUAAAGUCAGUAAGUUUGUAGUUUGAUACCAUAAUCCAAAAAUGUUAGCGCAAGCUCGUUAUGCAAGGCCCUGCUUAAUCCUAUGGAUAAUAUCCAGUGUGGAGUGGCUUUUAUAGAAAUGGUCUGGGGAAAGCAGCCAAUUGCUAUUCAAGUGAGGCGAAGGGAGGAACGAACCGGUGGGAACUGGAACAUGUAACCAAAGAUGCUUAGUAGUCUUUACUUUCUGCAUUUGUAUGUCUUCCAUUAGAUUAACCAGUGGCCUUUUUUCUGUGCUACUCCUGCAUGAAGCUCUUUCAUUCCACUCAUCAGACCUGCCUUUUCAACUUUUAUUAAUACCCUGUAAAGUGGUAGAAAAAGCUUCAUCUGUUCAACUGUAUCUAUCAUUUUUUUUUUGGGGGGGGGGGGGAUUAAUGAGCUCUACAGUAUUUUGUUGCUGUAGGUUAGGGAUACAUUUUGUAAACCACUUAAAAAGUAACUUUUGGCACACAGGGUUUAUCUCUGAAUUUACUAUUUUCAAAAGGUGUAACGGAAAAUUAAAAAGAAAGUAUCUUACAUUGGUCAACAGGCUUGUUUAAGCAGCGUCUAAAAUGAACAUAAUUAUCUACUUUGCAUUUACUUUUGCUAAAGAUGAAGCUUUUAAGCAUUUUUUUCUUCUCUGUUGUUGGACUGGAUGAAGCACAAUUUAUAAUCAACCAGAAGCAGCGGACAUGUUUAAUAAGCACUUCUCCUUGGACAUUUAUAGAAGUUCCUUAUCUCUUAUUUUUGGUCCAUCUAAAAAUUGGAGUGAAUUCCCCUUUCAGAAAAAAUGAGAAAGGAAAUCGUCAGAAUUUGAAAAGGGCAGCAUUAUUGGUAUUAUGCAAGAAUAAUAUGGAGUCAUAGGACAUUUCUUGCUGGUAGUUAAGAUGUACUUGUUUGGUUCUUUGCUCAAUACUUGCCCUUUGUGUUUACUGUCAAAUUAAGCAUGUUUUUUUUGUAUUUUUCUUCAAUGGUUUUGCCUUUCUGAAUUUUCAGUUUGAAAUGCCUCUGCCCUGACCGACCACCCUGGUGUGUUUUGAUGACACACAGCCACAUCAGCUUAAUUUAGGCGCUUAGCUGAAAUUAAGCCACUCGGUUUCAGUGUUGCGCUUACUCUGUGUUGAAGAUCGGACGUCGCUUUGGUCGAUUGAUUUGAAUAAAAUACCGAAAUUAACUUUUGUACUCGGAUGCGAGCGGAAAUCAGCUGCCUCGUCACAUCCUAACUGAAUGGCCUUCAACCACUAUUGACUGUCUACAUCUAUGCGAGACUACAAGCUUCUGCUUCCAGUCCUUUUAUAUUUAAGAUACUGAGACAUUUUUAAGCACAUGGCCGGCUCUUUUGUGUCUGGAGUAAUUCAGAGGGUUGAUUGUAUAUUGUCUUUAACACAAUUCUGUAGCCUCUAAGCUGCCAUGUGGAUCCUUGCUUCUUAUGCUGACAAAAAUAAGGAAAAUGUUUAUCAGACCCCUGGCUUCAAUAAAACCAAGAAUCCUA
Messenger RNA from Poecilia reticulata (guppy), 4742 nucleotides. It is a transcript of the gene dync1li2, whose product is annotated as dynein, cytoplasmic 1, light intermediate chain 2. NCBI's taxonomy places the organism in Eukaryota, Metazoa, Chordata, Actinopteri, Cyprinodontiformes, Poeciliidae. The record is from RefSeq and is a predicted model, not a curated record. Gene Ontology annotation, cellular component: cytoplasmic dynein complex; centrosome. Gene Ontology annotation, molecular function: dynein heavy chain binding. Gene Ontology annotation, biological process: microtubule-based movement; microtubule cytoskeleton organization.